UCUCAUUUAUAAACUGAAAUGCAACAGGCGUACAUAAAUGAUCCAAAUAUUAAACCGUUAUAAAUAAAGUGUCACAUUAUUUCCCUACAAAUGUCUCUGACAUUUCUUCUUUUCUGCAUUUUCAUCUUCUUGAUCAUCUUUCUUGUCGUGUAUGCCAGAUGGAAUUAUAAUAAAUUGGACAACUUGGGUUUUCCCGUGGUCAAACCAUCCUUCAUCUUAGGCAGUGAUCCACAAGGGUACAAAAAAGUUCAGCAUUUGGAGGACUAUGAGCGAUUCCAGAAGUAUGGAGAUAUUUAUGGGUUCUUUGAAGGCAGGAACCCACAAGUGCAUGUGUGUGAUCCAGAAAUGAUACGUCUCAUUUUGGUAAAAGAUGGACAUCAUUUCAAAGAAAGACAAAAGACAGACUUUGGAAAUCCUGUGACUAAUGAAGUCUUGGACUGGCAGCAUGAGGAAAAAUGGAGAUUUCUUCGGUCAGUAAUAACACCAAAUUUUGCAUCGCAUCGGAUUCGAGAUAUGAGCGAAUGCUUGAGAGAACUGUCAGAAGAGUUUACUUCAGAACUAAAGUCUAAAUCGUUUGGUGACAAAAUCACGAUGGAUUUCAGAUCUUUUGUUGGGUCGCUGAUAACUAAAACAAUCGAAAAAUGCUACUGUGGCAUCCGACUAGAAAACCGAGUCGAUCCUGGACACACAUUUGACAUUCUUAUGAAGAAACUUAUCAGCGAAUUCUCGGGAUAUGACAUCAAACACGAAUUAGUCCGAGCAUUUCCAUUUUUGAUCAAGUGGCAUCCAACCAUUCCAUCCGAACCGAUCGCCGUAUUUCGUCAACUCGUCCUUAAUCUGAUUAAAGACAGGCAAUCUCAGCACACUGAGAAAAUCAAUUUGCAAUACAACUUUACCGACACGCUUAUUGACCUCUUAUCCAAAGCACAAGCCCCGCAAUACCAGCAUCUCAAAAUUACCGAAAACAACGCGGUUGCACUCGCGUUGGAAUUUUUCCUGGCAACUUUUGACUCCGUGAGCACGCCGAUCGUCUUCAUGGCGUACUAUUUAGCAAGCAAUCCGUCCGUCCAGGAAAAAGUUUUACAAGAAAUUGACUCCGUCCUGGAGAAAUGCGAUGGUGAGGCUGAACUUGGGUUUCAAGCCGUGCAGGAAAUGCCAUAUUUGCAAGCCUGCUUUCAAGAAGCGUUACGACUGGCUCCACCAUUUUUCAAAGUGGAGCGGAAAUGCACAAAGGAUUGGGAGUACAAGGGCUAUAAAAUCUCAGCAGGAGUCAAUGUGAUCAUUCCUGUAUGGGCUACAAACCGACAUCCGAAGUACUAUGAAAAUCCAGACGAAUUCAUUCCAGAACGAUGGCUGCAAUCAGGCGAUAAAGAUAAAAGCAACAAUGCCUACGCCUUCUGCACUUUUGGACACGGUCCUAAAAACUGUGUGGGGCAGAGGUGGGCGUAUGAAAUGGGGAAAAUUAUAAUGGCAAAUUUUAUGACGACGUUCACUUUUGAAAUGAAGGAGGAUACCAAAGUUCAGUUCAAACCGGGGAGUUCCUUCAUUCUUAAAUUUGAACCGAUUUAUCUUGACAUUGUUCGAAGGGGGUGAUAUAAUUAGUUGGAAGUUUUGAUGUUCUGUUUUAAUUUGCAUAUCAGACUUUCGUUAACAAAAAAAGAUGAGAUCAGCAGAUAAAUUGUUAAUAAUCUACAUGUAACUAAAUAUAAUUUAAAUAAAAAAUAAUCACACCAA
Molecule: messenger RNA, 1734 nt
Organism: Folsomia candida
Lineage: Eukaryota; Metazoa; Arthropoda; Collembola; Entomobryomorpha; Isotomidae
Product: cytochrome P450 3A56
Exons: 5
Coding region: 91-1593 (500 amino acids)
Molecular function (GO): heme binding; monooxygenase activity; oxidoreductase activity, acting on paired donors, with incorporation or reduction of molecular oxygen
Source: RefSeq, a predicted model, not a curated record